AACAGAUCCACCUGCACUGGACGUCAUGACACAUUUCACUGUUCAAUUAUUUGAUAUCAUUUGUCACUGAAAUGAAGCUCAGCAACCUUCUCACAGUUUACCACCUUUUGUUCAUGGCAUUUUUAAUCAUUGAGGAAGCAUCAGCUACAAACAAAACACUUACUUCCAAUCGAAAUCAAUUGAAAAAUAACCAAAGUCGCAAAGCAGAAAGGAGAGCCACGAUAAUUAAGUGUUGCGGCGCAACAUCAUGCAUGCAUUUUCGGCAUGUCAGUAAGAGAAGCACGUUGUUAACCGGAAAUAAAACUGUCACAGUUGUCCCUAAAAUAUUGUCAACGGAGGAAUUUACAAGUGAAUCAACAAGCGCCAAUACAGGGGAAGUCAUGAAUGAAAAUCCUCAAGAUUCAAGCCCCGAGGAAAAUUCUAAUGAGCCAACAAAGAAAACUGAAAGGCAAGACACCAGCAUCUCAAGAGCCCCGAACUUUGAGCCAGAAGUAUUUCACAAGUGUCUGGCCUCCGUUGGCUCGGAUACCAAUCUUUUUAAUCCUGAUAAAACUUUGAAAGACGUGGAAAAUUAUGGAUCUUGGGUAGAAUCGUGUGGCCAGCAGUUUCUAUUUGGCAAAAAAUUUGUUACGUGGUAUGAAAAUAUGGUUCAAUGCAGUAAAAUUGGAAUGGAACCUCUUGCUUUUGAAGACAACAGAAAGAUGAAAUGCUUCAAAAAUUUAACUAUCGGGUGGAGAUACAACUCAUUGUUCUGGACGUCCGGACGGAGAACUGGAGAAACUCGCGAGUUUUCGUGGUGCUCAAAGCAUGGAAAUUUGCUUGUGGACGGUUUAAAACAGUUGUGGGCACCAGGACAGCCAGACUUUGCCAGAAACGAGCACUGCCUUCACCUUAAAAUGGACAAAGCAAACGCGACUUAUCAAAUCUGGGAAAAAUCUUGUAACAACUCGUAUAUAUUGGCAUGCCAGGGGUCAACAACUCCUGCUCCGGCGUGUUCGUCUCCGAUCUGCCCUAAUUAUACUUGCACUAAAAAUCAAUUGUUCUUUGCAAAUUCAUCAAAGGGGUAUUAUUUAAAAGAUCCGAAUUUGCAUGGGAACUGGUUUAAAACUAAAGGACGCGUGUUCAUGUUCAGUUUCGCUAAUAGAACGUUCCGCAGUGCUCUUCAAAGUUGCUGCGAAUUAGGGAUGUCUUUGCUAAGUCUUGAGUACGACUAUAAAUACCUCUCUUUGCAAGCAGCAAUCCAAGAAAAUGUGACACAGAAAGGUAUAUUUUGGACAUCUGGCUCUGACCGGGGUUGCGAGUCCAGUUUCGGAUACUGCUCGGCAAAACGUCUUUUGAGAAAAGAGGCCGUUUGGGCUCGUGGUCAACCGGACAAUGCGAAAGGAAACGAAAAUUCUUUGGCCGUUUUCGUAAAUGAAACGCACGCUCUGUUGUUUGAUUUUAACGAACAGAGAACCUUUAGAUACAUUUGCGAGGCAAGAGAUUCCUCUCUUUCAAAUAAUAACACAGCAUCUGGAGGAAUUGCAAUUCAAAACGAAUGUGCCGCUGUUUACAACGUCUCAGACGCGGAAAUCAACACUCUUCUGUCCAAACCACAGAUCGACACAAGAAUUAAGUGUUUCAUGAAAUGUCUUGGCGAGAACACUGGUCUAAUUGUGAAUGGAAAGAUAAUUGAAAGUGAGAUUAUGGUGGUUGUUGAAAAAGAGUCUGGAAGUGAGGACAAAAUGAAGAAGAACUUUUUACUUAUGGACGAGUGCUCAAAUUCAACCAAGGGGAUGGACGAAUGUGAUCAGGCAGCCCAGUUAAUCCAGUGCACAAAUGAAAAAGCGCCAGACGUUGUCAGUGGUGUGGUCAACAAUAUUGUUGAAUCUAUUCCAGCAGUUAAAAAGUCAUCAGCCUUGUUCCCAACUGCUAUUUGCCCACCCCCAGUCAAGUGCACCAUCAAUGUUACUGCAAAACAGGAGUUUGACGCAACAAUAAUCGAUUCUACAAUUUCAACUGGUUGGGUUCGUUUUGGUUGCAAUAAAAAAUGGUUGCAACAAAAUGAAAAUUUGGAUCAACUUGGCGCUUAUCAAAGUUGUUGCCAAAUUGGGUUGAAACUGGCGUCGAUCGAGGCCGAGGCAGAAGUUCAAUGUCUUCGCGACUCACUCUACAAUUCUGCUUUGACUUGGGUUGCUGGUUCUUCAGACUCGAGCCCGCUCAAUCCCCGAUGGUGCACCUCGCAAUCCCAAGGACCAAUUUUGAAAUACUGGUUUGCCUUAGCUUUUGAUCCAGCUUUGCCACAACUGUCUGGAUUCGUCGUGUCAUUAGCGUUAAAAUCAAUCAAAGCAGAAGACCCAACUGCUCGACAUUGGUCCCUCUGUGUGUAAUUUAAUUAUUGAAAUGAAAAAACUUCUAAUCAAACAGUAAUAAUUAAAAUUAAUUUAACAAACUUGAACAAAAUCGUGAGAGAAAAUAGUUAUCACUUGGAAAGUUAUGAUUAGUGAUUCUUUUAAAUAUUAUUCCAUGCAACAAUGAAUUGAGAGAAAAAAUUAAUUUGAAUAACAUGAGUUGCAAAUAAAAAUUUAAAUAAAUUUUUAAUUUUAAAUACAUUUAAAUGCAAAAAAAACUGACAGUUUAAACUUUUGUGAUUGCCGAUAGAAGAAAAUUUGAGCUUUUGCAAAGUUGCACCAUUUUAUGUUCAAUAAUUUUCUACUUACUAUAUUAAAACACAUCGUGUAA
Messenger RNA from Neocloeon triangulifer, 2721 nucleotides. RefSeq lists its product as uncharacterized. The coding region runs from base 72 to 2369 and encodes 765 amino acids. The transcript is spliced from 25 exons. The record is from RefSeq and is a predicted model, not a curated record. NCBI's taxonomy places the organism in Eukaryota, Metazoa, Arthropoda, Insecta, Ephemeroptera, Baetidae. Gene Ontology annotation, molecular function: odorant binding.